GCGUUCGGUGGUGCAAGCGGCCGAGUUUUCAAAUCGAGUUUCCAAAAGCGAGCCAAACGGACGAAGUUGUUGUUUUGUUUUGGUUUUUUGUCGCAAAUUUCGCGCGUCUUUUUGGCAUCGGUGUGUGCGUGCAGUGCUUCGCCAGGAUCUGUCGCCUGUCCUCGCUCGUGACUCAGAAUCAGACUCAGACUCAGACUUUCCUCCGGAUCCUGCGGAGCGGAGCGUACGUAUCUGCGGCUCCAGUUGCAGUUUCAGUUGCCGGAGUGCGGAGUGUGCGAGUGCCUCUGUGUGUGGCAGCCGGCAUAUCCCCGGCAUUGUUGUUGCUGUUGCUGGCCCAUUGUAAUUGCAGUCAGUGUGGCAGCGCAACGCGGCGUAUACUUGACAUCCUCGCCGCCAAAUUGUGCGAUUUCCUGAGCGCGCCCAACUCGCGCUCGUUCAGCUCCUUGAAUCUUUCCCUGUUUUCCCGGCUCCGUGACUUCUUCUUCGGCGCCCUUCUUCGACUCCUUGCCACAUUGGCGUGAGGACGUGAAGACGUGAAGAGCCCUCAAAAUCCGCCAUUCCACUGUGCUCGCAAUCCAUUUGCCUGCUGCCCUGGACGGGCAAACAAAUUUUUGCAAUUCAAUUUCUAUUGUGCAUUGCCGAUGCGAAAUGUGCGCAUCGUUUGCUGUCAAUGCCAAGUAUUCCGCAUAAAAAUUGAAAAUCGCAUGCAAAUUAAAUAAAUAGACAUCCGAGGACGGAGUGAGCAGCUGAGAUAGACACCCAGCAGCACACACACUCGCAUAUAGAACAGAUAUAGCUAUAUCUCGGUCUCGAUCUGAAUCUGGAACCCUGUGCAAACCUCGCUGCCUCGAAAAUGACAGUUGUGAGUUGUGGCUCAGUUUUGGCUUCGAGUGCGGGGCGCAAUCAAAGCAAACGUCAUUAGCACUCGCGACAUCGCCUUCGAUUGACACCAGAGGAGGAGGGGAAGUGGAAGUGGAAGAAGGGUAGAAGCAACCAUCCAACCAGCAGGAGCAGCAACAACACCAAUAGCAGAUCCUGCGGCAGGAUUCGGCAGCCAGGAGCAGGCACGAACAACUUCGCAUUUGCAUAACUUUCGGUGCAGCGCCAGCGUUCAGAUUCCGAUUCACAGAUGUCAAUGGGCGUGGCAGCGGGAGGAGAGGCGGACCAGCUGAAAAUCAAAGCCCAAUUGGCACAAACACGCGGUAAAUAGAAUUCGCAAUCGCAAUCGGAAUCGAAAUAGGAAUUCACAUUCAAAUUCAAAUGCAAAUAGAAAUAGAAAUUGCCACGAGACCCCCACAGAACAAAAAAAUAGCAACUAAAAUACCCAUAAAAUAAUAGGAAAACAAAGAGUGCCAAGAGAAACAGCUGCUGCAGCAAAUAAAAGAACCGCAACAGCAAUAGCAGCAGCAGCAGCAGCAGCAGCAACAACAACGAAGGCACAGCAUAACAACUGCGGCAACAACAACAACAACAAAAUGGAGAAGCUGCUGCAAUCGACGCUGUUUGUCAUCCUGAUAAUGGCCACAAAAUGCGGCAGUGGCUCGACCCAGAACCAACAUCACGAGAGCAACUCUCAGCUGGAUCCGGAUCCGGAGUUCAUUGGCUUCAUCAACAACGUCACGUAUCCGGCAGGACGCGAGGCCAUCCUGGCCUGCUCAGUGCGGAAUCUGGGCAAGAAUAAGGUGGGUUGGCUGAGAGCCUCCGAUCAGACGGUGUUGGCUCUGCAGGGUCGUGUGGUCACCCACAAUGCGAGAAUCAGCGUCAUGCACCAGGAUAUGCACACCUGGAAACUGAAGAUCAGCAAGCUGCGCGAAAGCGAUCGAGGCUGCUACAUGUGUCAGAUAAACACGAGUCCCAUGAAGAAACAAGUGGGAUGCAUAGACGUGCAAGUUCCACCGGAUAUCAUAAACGAAGAGUCCUCCGCCGACCUGGCCGUUCAGGAAGGCGAGGAUGCCACACUCACCUGCAAGGCGACGGGGAAUCCCCAGCCGCGAGUCAUUUGGCGCAGGGAAGACGGCGAGAUGAUUCUCUUCCGCAAGCCCAACAGUCGCGAGUUCAUGAAAUUGGAAUCCUACAAUGGAUCCUCGCUCAAGCUGCUCCGUCUGGAGAGGCGGCAGAUGGGCGCCUACUUGUGUAUAGCCUCCAACGAUGUUCCACCUGCCGUCAGCAAACGAGUCUCGCUAAGUGUGCAAUUUGCUCCCAUGGUGAGGGCCCCCAGCCAGCUGCUGGGAACGCCGCUGGGCUCCGAUGUGCAGCUGGAAUGCCAGGUGGAGGCCUCCCCCUCGCCCGUCUCCUACUGGCUGAAGGGGGCGCGGACGUCCAACGGGUUCGCGAGCGUCUCCACGGCGAGCCUCGAGUCCGGCUCGCCGGGCCCCGAAAUGCUGCUCGACGGACCCAAGUACGGGAUAACGGAGCGGCGCGAUGGCUAUCGCGGCGUUAUGCUGCUGGUGGUGCGUUCCUUCUCGCCCUCCGACGUGGGCACCUACCACUGCGUCAGCACAAACUCGCUGGGCCGUGCCGAGGGCACAUUGCGGCUGUACGAAAUCAAGCUUCAUCCGGGCGCCUCCGCCAGCAACGAUGAUCAUCUGAACUACAUCGGAGGUCUCGAGGAGGCGGCUCGCAACGCGGCAACGCGGGGCAGCCGGACGACGUGGCUGCCGCUGCUCGCCACGCUAAUGCUUCUGUGGAUGCGGCUGAAACUGAGGGUCGGGGGAGCGUGAUAUCAAAACUGAGAGAAGAAGAGCCGGCAAUCAAGUAUUCCUACAGAUUCCCUCGGACACCGACAGCGACAUAGACAUCGACAUCGACAUCGACAUCUUUCUCUCUCUCCAUCGCCGCCUGCGUUCUUGUUGUUCGUUUCCGUUUCCGGUUCCGUCUCGGUCUCGGUCUCUGAAUCCGACUCCGACUCCGAGUCCGACACCUUCUCCCCGACUCCAACGGCCGCCCACGCACACAUACUCGUACAUAUUGCCGGAGGCGCCGCCCGCUGCCUCAGAUAUCAUUUGCAUACGUAUCAGGAAACGCGUUGUUCCCACCCGCUCAGCACCCCAACCCCUGCCAAUCCCCGCCAACGCCCCCAAAACCUGCCAACCUGAAGAGGAUAUCAAAAGUGGACUAUUGGAAGCCAAGCCCUACCUUCCCCUGCCCCGAAUAAUGUUACAUUGCAUAUAAAUUAAAUAUGAAUACUAUAAAA
Molecule: messenger RNA, 3193 nt
Organism: Drosophila ficusphila
Lineage: Eukaryota; Metazoa; Arthropoda; Insecta; Diptera; Drosophilidae
Gene: DIP-gamma
Product: lachesin
Exons: 11
Coding region: 1476-2720 (414 amino acids)
Cellular component (GO): neuron projection
Source: RefSeq, a predicted model, not a curated record